UGUAAUUGCGAUACCUCGUAAACCUCGCUAUGGCAGCUAUGGACAAAUUUUUUUACCAUUUGGAACUUUGCUAUGGACGCUAAUAGCCUUCACAUUUUUACUUGCAGUCCUUGUUAUUAUGGUAUUACAAUAUGCAGCGCCCACUCUAAGAAAUUUUGUUAUUGGAGCCUCGGUGAGAAAUCCAGUAAUGAAUUUGGUCUCCAGCGGAUUGGGAGGGGGUAUACCCCGCGUACCAAAACGCAACUUUGCAAGGACCUUAGUGUUGUAUUGGAUACUUUUAUCCUUUGUUAUCCGAAAUGCUUAUGUUGGGAAACAGUUCGAUAUCAUGAGGGUCGAUACAAAAUAUUGGGCGUUGGAUACUUAUGAGAAAAUUGAAAAAAGUGGAUACCCAGUUUUCGCGGAAAGUCAGUAUUGUGAAAAAAUUAAGGGGGACAUGUUAGUAAAAAGGUUAGCAUGCACCAAUAAAACCGCGGACGAAAUGUUGGGUAAAUUAGACGACAGCAACUAUAAAGGAACCGUGAUAACAUCUAAGUUGAAUAUUAAUCUCUUCGACUUGAAACGUCAGAAAAAGGACUUAACUAUGAAAAGCACUCUCUACGCUAAGGAUCUAAGGAUUCUCGGGCGAUCCAUGCUCGUUCUUCGAAAAAAUUCGCAUUUGAAGGAGAUAUUUACAAGAGACUUGCUGGCAAUCGGGGGUUCAGGACUUUUGGAGAAAUGGAUACGAGAUAUAACCAGUCCAAGGAAUCAUGACUUUUCACACCCUUUUAGACUGCGAUGGAAAGAUCUGGCUGGCAUUUUUUAUAUACUUUUGGAUGGUGCGUUGGCAGCGGUUGCGUGCUUUGCGGGAGAACUUGCAAUUCAAAGGAUGUUUUUCUAAAAGUGCAAUGUUAGAAGUUCAUAUUGAUUCGCUUGAAUUCGCUAGUAAUCCUUGACCAUGAUUUACAUGGUGAAUAUUGGGGUAGAGUGCGAAAUCCAGCGCAUCCUUAAUAAUUUAUAUUUAUUCAAAAAUGCA
This is a messenger RNA of Hermetia illucens (black soldier fly), 1012 nucleotides long. RefSeq lists its product as uncharacterized. The transcript has 2 exons. The record is from RefSeq and is a predicted model, not a curated record. Bases 119 to 877 code for a protein of 252 amino acids. Lineage: Eukaryota; Metazoa; Arthropoda; Insecta; Diptera; Stratiomyidae.